CCCGCUGCUCCCUUCCUCAGUGCAGUCAGUCGCACACCUUCGCCCGCCACCGCCGGCUAGCCACCUCAUGGCCGCGGCCAAGGCCACCGGCGUGGCCGCGGCGGCGACCUCCGCAGUGUUCCGGAGCAACCAGGAGCUCACGCGCCUGGCGCGUUCGGGACAGCUGGCCGCGGCACGCCGCCUGUUCGAUGAGAUGCCCCACCGCAACACCGUCUCCUACAACGCCAUGCUCUCCGCGCUCGCGCGCCACGGCCGCCUCGCGGACGCGCGACGCCUGUUCGACGAGAUUCCACGCCGCAAUCUCGUCUCCUGGAACGCCAUGAUCGCGGCCUGCUCUGACCACGGCCGUGUAGCGGACGCCCGGGAGCUGUUCGACGCAAUGCCUGCCCGGGACGACUUCUCCUGGACGUUGAUGGUCUCCUGCUAUGCACGCGCGGGGGAGCUCAAGCUUGCCAGGGAGACGCUCGAUCGAAUACCUGGGAAGAAGUGCACGGCAUGCUACAAUGCCAUGAUCUCUGGAUACGCGAAGAAUGGCAGGUUUGAUGACGCGGUGACGUUGCUGCGGGAAAUGCCGGCCCCUGACAUAGUUUCUUGGAACUCGGUGCUGGUCGGGUUGACCCGCAAUGAGAAAAUAGUUCGGGCGGCCCAGUUCUUUGACGAGAUGCCGCAAAGGGACAUGGUGUCCUGGAACUUGAUGCUGGAGGGCUAUGUGCGCGCUGGAGAUCUCAAUGCGGCUGCUGGCUUAUUUGAGAGAGUUCCGUCACCUAAUGUCAUCUCUUGGGUCACCUUGCUCAAUGGUUAUUGCCAGGCAGGGAGGAUUGGUGAGGCGAGAGAAUUGUUCGACAGAAUGCCUGAACGGAAUGUGGUGUCUUGGAAUGUGAUGCUUGGUGGGUAUUUGCGGCUUUCGCACAUGGAUGAGGCCUAUAGAUUGUUUUCAGAGAUGCCAGAUAAGAACUCAAUUUCGUGGACGACAAUGAUAAGUGCAUUAGUGCGUGCUGGGAAGCUCCAAGAAGCAAAGGAUAUGCUGAACAAGAUGCCUUUUGAUAGUUUUGCAGCGAAGACUGCACUGAUGCAUGGCUAUCUGCAGAGCAAGAUGAUCGAUGACGCACGCCACAUCUUUGAUGCACUUGAGGUCCGAGAUGCGGUGUGCUGGAAUACAAUGAUAUCUGGCUAUGUCCACUGUGGAAUGCUUGACGAGGCCAUGGUGUUGUUCCAGCAAAUGCCAAACAAGGAUAUGGUUUCUUGGAACACCCUGAUUGCUGGCUAUGCCCAAGAUGGUCAAAUGCGCAAGGCAGUAGGUAUAUUCAGAAAGAUGAAUCAGAGGAAUGCAGUAUCGUGGAAUUCAGUUAUCUCCGGGUUUGUUCAGAAUGGGCUCUGUUUCGAAGCACUCCAAUAUUUCCUGCUCAUGAGAAGGGAUGCAAAGAUGGCUGAUUGGUCUACAUAUGCGAGUUGUCUCAGCGCAUGCGCGGACUUGGCUGCUUUGCAAGUCGGGAGGCAAUUCCACAGUCUUCUUGUCAGGAGUGGGUAUAUCAGUGAUUCCUUUGCUGGAAAUUCCCUGAUUUCUGCAUAUGCCAAGUGUGGACGGAUCUUAGAAGCAAGACAAAUAUUUGAUGAGAUGGCAGGUCAGGACAUUGUUUCAUGGAAUGCGCUCAUUGAUGGCUAUGCUUCUAAUGGUCGUGGGACCGAGGCUAUUUCAGUUUUCCGAGAAAUGGAAGCCAAUGGUGUCCGACCCGACGAGGUCACAUUUGUGGGUGUCUUGUCAGCCUGUAGUCAUGCAGGAUUAAUUGACGAAGGAUUGCGUUUCUUCAACUCGAUGACAAAAGAAUACUCAUUACAGCCUGUGGCUGAACACUACGCUUGCAUGGUGGAUCUACUUGGAAGAGCUGGGAGACUGAGCGAAGCCUUUAACCUUGUUCAGGGAAUGCAGAUCCAGCCUAAUGCUGGUGUAUGGGGUGCAUUGCUUGGAGCAUGCCGGGUGCACAAGAACGACGAGCUCGCGCAGUUUGCAGCUGAGAAGUUAUUCGAACUGGAACCUCGCAAGACCUCGAACUAUGUUCUGCUGUCGAACAUCAGCGCGGAGUCGGGCAAGUGGGAUGCAGCUGAAAACAUGAGGACCUUGAUUAAAGAAAGGGGAGUGCAUAAACCACCUGGUUUAGCUGGAUCAACAUAGAGAAUUAGGCUCGCACCGUCUCUUGUAAUGAUCUGCAUCAGACUCUUGCCUGCUAAAUCCUGUCUGAGCGCCGGAAUUGUCAUGCCGGCAUUGAUGCAGCGCAUGUGCUUGAGGCAGUGAAUCAGUGAUACAGCACAGCUGUGGAGUGAGAACAGCAGGGUUCCUCGGAACUUAACUCGAGCUUGGUUCUUCUUCUCUGUUGAAUUCCUGCUGAAGCUCCGUGUUACCACUCGACUAUGGUGUUUAUGACGCUUCCGUCAGAAGUCCUCAGCUCUGGACCAUUGUGCUUAGCAGGCAGCGGUUGGUACCUUAUUUCACUAGAAAUGUAGAGUGGAUUGCAUGGUGCAGCAGUGCAGGCAGGGCUGAUGAAAGUCUUAAUUGGCCAUGUUUAAAUCUGUCAUCUCCUGGAAAAGGAUAGGAGGAUCCCGUUGCAACGUUGAUGCUACAAAUCAUAAAUCUGAUGAAGCCAUACAGACUUAGCAACUCUAAUGUCCCUGAUUCUAUUUGAGACCGGAACAACAUUUAACUAUUGCGUGUGAAUAGUUGUAAUUUCAUAUAUCUUUUCGUAAAUAGGACAUUUACAACAAAUUACAUGCUCGCAUAGGAGGCCUGGCGACCACGGGUGUACGUGCACAACGAGCUGAAGAUCUGCAGGCUGUUGUCUGCCUGUCUUGGAGGUGUGACCACAAAUAAGUUUUCAAGGGCAUCUCCGAUGCUGACCCAAAC
Molecule: messenger RNA, 2896 nt
Organism: Triticum dicoccoides
Lineage: Eukaryota; Viridiplantae; Streptophyta; Magnoliopsida; Poales; Poaceae
Product: pentatricopeptide repeat-containing protein At4g02750-like
Exons: 2
Coding region: 68-2170 (700 amino acids)
Biological process (GO): RNA modification
Molecular function (GO): RNA binding; protein binding
Source: RefSeq, a predicted model, not a curated record